Messenger RNA from Chrysemys picta bellii (western painted turtle), 366 nucleotides. Lineage: Eukaryota; Metazoa; Chordata; Testudines; Emydidae. The record is from RefSeq and is a predicted model, not a curated record.
GACAUUUGUUGUCUCCCAGGUGGCGAGACGGAGGAGGAGAUGCUGCGAGUGGACAUGCUGGAGAACCAGGCCAUGGAUUUCCGUAUGAGCCUUGUAAUGAUCUGCUACAAUCCUGACUUUGAGAAACUGAAGCCUGGCUACUUGGAGCAGUUGCCUGGGAAGCUGAAGCUGUUCUCUCAGUUCCUGGGGAAGAGGAAGUGGUUUGCUGGGGAGAAGAUCACUUUUGUUGACUUUGUCAUGUACGACAUCCUGGACCAGAACCGCAUGUUUGAGCCCAAGUGCCUGGAUCAGUUCCAAAACCUGAAGGAUUUUCUUGCCCGCUUUGAGGUGAGGUUUGCCCUGACUCCUGUAAUGCACUGCUCUGGU